Schistocerca nitens (vagrant locust) is the source of this 3310-nucleotide messenger RNA. RefSeq names its product tubulointerstitial nephritis antigen-like. Gene Ontology annotation, molecular function: cysteine-type peptidase activity. Gene Ontology annotation, cellular component: lysosome. The transcript has 10 exons. Gene Ontology annotation, biological process: proteolysis. The coding region runs from base 250 to 1632 and encodes 460 amino acids. Lineage: Eukaryota; Metazoa; Arthropoda; Insecta; Orthoptera; Acrididae. The record is from RefSeq and is a predicted model, not a curated record.
GUGCGCUCUGGACCCGAGCGAGCGCGGCUGCGCGACUGCCCCUGCUCUGCUCUGCCCCGCUCACUGUGCUUCGCUGCGCCGCGCCGGACUUGCCUCUGCGACCGCACGCCGCGGCCGCCGCACGCCGCAACAGAUAACCAAGACUUCUGCUUUCACGCUUCGCUUUGCAAGCGGCCGGCUGAGUCACACACACCAACUCCUUAGGAGUGAUAGCUACCAAAGCACACCACUAACCUUCUACCAGCCACCAUGAUCGACGCGAGGAGCUUGCUGUGGCUGUCGCUGGCGGCGCUGGGGGCGAGCCUGCUGGUGGCGGUGGGCGGCGCCGACUACUCGGACCUGCGCGGGCCCUACUGCGCGAUGCGCGGCACGCGGGGCACCUGCUGCCCCAACCGCCAGGACGACUGCUCCGUGCCCAUCCUGGGCACGCUCUGCUACUGCGACGACUUCUGCAACCGCACCAACUCGGAGGACUGCUGCCCCGACUACUGGUCCUUCUGCAAGGGCAUCAUCCCGCCCCCGGAGCCCGUCCGCGAAUGUUACCAUAACGGCCGGUAUUAUGUGUACGGGGAAACAGUGAAGAUAAACUGCAAUGAAUGUAAGUGCCAGUCGAUGGGCGGCCGACUGGAGCUGCUGUGCGAGCAGUCGCAGUGCCUGGUGGACCCCGAGAUCAUCCAGGGCGUCAACGCCGACACCUACCGGCUGGGCUGGCGCGCCAGCAACCACACGCCCUUCUGGGGACACCGCCUCACAGAGGGCAUCUCGCUGCGACUCGGCACGCUGCAGCCGCAGAGGGCGGUGAUGCGCAUGCGGCCGGUGAAGCGCGUGCUGGACCCGUCGCGGCUGCCGCGCAGCUUCGACGCGCGCUCCAAGUGGCCGGGCAUGCUGAGCAGAGUGCGCGACCAGGGCUGGUGCGGCGCCUCGUGGGCCAUCUCGACGGCGGACGUCGCCUCGGACCGCUUCCACAUCAUGUCCAAGGGCACCGAGCCCGUCACGCUGUCCGCCGGCCACCUGCUCGAGUGCAACAGCCGCGGCCAGCGCGGCUGCCAGGGGGGCAACCUCGACCGCGCCUGGCUCUUCAUGCGCAAGUUCGGUGUGGUGGACGAGCCAUGUUACCCAUACACGGCACAGAGUGGCACCCCUGGUAAGUGCCGUCUGGGUCGCCGUGCAAACUUGCUGACUGCUCGCUGCACACCACCAAGGACUCUGUACGGGCCACCCAGGACUGAGCUGUACCGCACCGGACCAGCCUACCGGCUUGGCUCUGAGGAGGACAUCAUGCACGAGAUUAUGGAGUCUGGACCUGUACAGGCCACUAUGAAAGUGUACCAUGACUUCUUCAUGUACCGUGGUGGAAUCUACCGACACUCAAUGCUUGACACAACUCAGAGAACUGGUUAUCACUCUGUGCGUAUUGUUGGCUGGGGAGAAGCUCAAGGAACCAAGUACUGGAUUGUGGCUAAUUCCUGGGGUGACCAAUGGGGUGAAAAUGGAUAUUUCCGGAUUCGCAGAGGAACAAAUGAGUGUGAAAUUGAAAACUUUGUUGUAGCAGCAUGGGCAGACACACAAACCCCUGUCAUGGACAAUAUGAUGAGCAACCAUGACAAUCGCCUCAGCAAUGUUGUAUACUGAGGCUAAGGAAUGCAACCACUAGAAAGAAACUCAGCAACUCAGUCAGUCAAAGGUUGUUUUCACAUGUUUGUGGGGCUCUUUUUCAGUGGUGAGGCAUGUAAAUUCUUAAUCUGGCAUUCAAAAAACAAUGGCUGCAUAUAAUUGUCUUUCUUGUUGGAUUUCUGUCCUUUUUUCAGUACAUAAAAUCCUGAAACAUGUGACACCAGUUUUUGCACUUUAACUUGAUUGUUUCACCAUGCUGGAGUAAUGGCUGUGCUGAAAUUCAGAAUACUGCUGAACAUUUCUUGAGAGACAUGGUGCCCUUGAAAACUGUUGUUCAUGUACAUGGUACUAAGGAAGAAGAGGUUUGUUAAUGUUGGAUGGACUGCUAAACACUUAUCCUUUCACUGUUCAUCGCAUCAAUUUGUUAUUAUUCCAAAAAAUUAACAGUUGUUCCUGCUUAAAGGAAUUACUGUAUGGCUUCUAGUAUAAAAAGUGUUUUAUCCUUUGUAUUAGGCAUAAAUAAAACACAGAUAUUUAAGUAAAGAGUUCAACAAAUCCAAAACAACAAACUGCACUUUCUAAUAAUAAAGCAAUUAGCAAUCAGUCAAGUAAUUGUGUGGUGUUUCAUGUGUGACUUAGAGAUACUGUACUCACUACAGUAUUGACUUUGCUUUAAGUGGACUGCUUUAUAAAAAUUAUUAGGUUUAAUUUUGAUUAUAAACUGUCAUGAUAUUAAAAAUCAUGAAAGUUUAUGAAUAUAAAUAGUCCAAAGGCAUUCAGUAACAUAAUAAUGGCAACACGUGACAGGGAAGAUGUUGGUUGAUGUACCAUGAAUCUUCUUUGUUGCAUUAAACAAAACUAUAAUCUUUGCAUUCCUUAUGAAAGGUGCAGCAGAAGCUUUUUACAUGGAAACCAAAGUUCUGAGAAGUCAAAUAGAAAAAUAAAUGAAUAUAAUGUUGGUUACUGAAAGAAUUAAAAUAUUUCUGUGAAAUAUAAAUUUCACUUGUAAGAUACAAAUGAAUUGUUCUUUUGACUAAGGCCAUAUUGUAUUAAUUAAUUUAUUGAUGCUAGUGUAAGAUAAAGAGUGUAAUAUUUUAAAUAAUGUCAGGCUUUAUUAUAAUUGAAUUUUGCAUUGUGCCUAACACUUAUACAUUUAGUGUUCGACGGAUUUUAACCCAUAAGAUACUGCCAAAACAAUUCACACAAUGAUUUCAUGACAGAAAGAUGAUAUUUCUGCUUGAAAUUAACUACCACUAUACUUUUGUGCAUGUGUGUAAUUGAAUGACGCAGUCAUGAGGUGGACAAUCUGCUAGACAUGUAAGUGGAAGUGAUGAUAACCAUGUUGUGGUCUAAAUAUGUGAAAUGUGAUUGAAAGAAGUGUUAUUAAGUGAGAGAAAAUUGUAUCUAUAUUGUUCUGUCUGAAUAUGGGUAGUGUAGUAGUGGUUAUCAGAAAUAAUUCAUGAAUUCCAGAAAUUUGCAAAGUAGUGUGAAUAUUUCUUAUUCUUGAUGCAAAUGUAAAGUGAUACCGUCUAUGUACAGUAGGUGCACAAUGUGAGUGAAUGUAUGUUUUUUAUAACAUAACUGUAAAUACUGUUUAACAUUUGAUUAUUUAAGUUCUAUUUACUGUUCACUGCCAAUAUAGUUAUACUAUAAUUAUACACUGAGUCUUACCUUGAAUAAAAUUUUUAUUUCCACA